Molecule: messenger RNA, 2345 nt
Organism: Cygnus olor (mute swan)
Lineage: Eukaryota; Metazoa; Chordata; Aves; Anseriformes; Anatidae
Product: myeloperoxidase-like
Exons: 12
Coding region: 4-2166 (720 amino acids)
Biological process (GO): response to oxidative stress
Molecular function (GO): heme binding; peroxidase activity
Source: RefSeq, a predicted model, not a curated record
GGGAUGAAGGCAGAAAUCCUCUUCCCAGGGUUGCUGGUGGUCCUCAUCCUGUUCCAGGCACAUGUAUCUUCUUCCUAUGAUCUGUCCAAGGAGCUGUCAGAUGCAUCCCUCCUGAGCAGCGUGUCUGAAGCCAAGCAGAUCGUGGAUUCAGCCUACAAGGACACACGCGACCGCAUAAAGAAGAGCCUGGAGAAUGACGUCUUGACCCCCGUAGAGCUUCUGAGAUAUUUCAAACAGCCAGUGGCAGGGACUCGGGCUGCCGUGCGGGCUGCAGAUUACAUGGAAACCACCCUGACCCUUCUCAAGGAGAAGCUACGCUGGGCCGUGAAGGGGGACUUCAAUGUCACAGAUGUGCUCACACCAGCUCAGCUGGGGAUGAUUUUCAAAGCAAGCGGAUGUGACCAGCAGAAUGAGGAAAUAAACUGUGAAUCUUCUGGCCGCUACCGAACGAUCACUGGCAAGUGCAACAACAGGAAAAACCCAUUACUAGGAGCUUCAAACAGAGCCCUGGCCAGAUGGUUGCCAGCAGACUAUGAAGAUGGUGUGUCCGUUCCCCAUGGGUGGACAGAAAAAAAGCGUUCCUCUGGAUUCCCCUUUCCACUGGUUCGAAAGGUGUCAAAUGAGAUCGUCCGUUUCCCCCCUGGGCAGCUCAAGCUGGACCAGCAGCGAUCACUCAUGUUCAUGCAGUGGGGUCAGUUUAUUGACCAUGACCUUGAUUUCAGUCCUGAAACCCCAGCCAGAGUCACCUUCAGUGGCAAAGUGGAUUGUCACACCAGCUGUGCCAAGCAGCCCCCCUGCUUUCCCAUCAAGAUCCCACCCAAUGACCCACGAGUUAAAAACACCAGAGAUUGCCUCCCAUUCAUUCGCUCAGCUCCUGCUUGUGACGGUGGCAAAGCAAUUCGAGAACAGAUCAACGCGCUCACCUCCUUUCUUGAUGGCAGUGUGGUGUAUGGCAGUGAGGUGCCUUUGGCCAACAAGCUGAGGGAUCGGACCAACCAGCUGGGCUUGCUGUCUGUUAAUCGGAAUUUCACUGACAGGGGCAUGGCGUAUAUGCCCUUUGACUAUAUGUCAAAGGACCCCUGUCUCAUGGUCAGCAAGGGAGCUAAAAUUCCAUGCUUUCUUGCAGGUGACUCUCGAGCAAAUGAGAUGCUGGAGCUGGCGUGCAUGCACACGCUUUUUGUGCGGGAGCACAACCGCCUGGCUAGAGGACUGAAGAGAUUAAAUCCACACUGGAAUGGAGAGAAGCUCUACCAGGAGGCACGGAAGAUUGUGGGUGCCAUGAUCCAGAUUAUAACCUACAGGGACUACCUGCCUCUUUUGCUGGGAACAAGUUUACAGAAAUGGAUUCCUUGCUACCAAGGCUACAACGAGGCUGUGGAUCCUCGCAUAUCCAAUGUCUUCACUCUGGCUUUCCGUUUCGCUCAUGCUUCAAUUCCCCCAUCUGUGGGCCGAUUAAACCAAAAUUAUAAGCCCAUAAAUCCCAAACUGCAACUCAGCAAAACCUUUUUUGGUGUCUGGAGGAUUGUGAAAGAAGGCGGUAUCGAUCCCUUCCUGCGGAACCUGAUGGCCAGUAAGGCCAAGCUGAUGACACAGAAACAAAUGGUUGUGGAUGAACUCCGGGAUCGGCUCUUUGAACAGGUUGAAAGGAUUGGGUUUGAUUUGCCUGCACUUAACAUGCAGCGUUGCAGAGAUCAUGGCCUUCCAGGUUAUAUCUCCUGGAGACAAUUCUGUAGGCUCUCAAAACCUCGUGGUUUGAAGUCACUUGCUCGAGUAUUGAAGAAUCACAGUCUGGCAAAGAAAUUCAUGCAGCUGUAUGGGACACCAAAGAAUAUUGACAUUUGGAUUGGGGCGCUUGCAGAGCCCUUUGUGAAAGGUGGAAGAGUUGGUCCUCUCAUGGCUUGUCUAAUUGGCACCCAGUUCAGGAAGAUACGUGAUGGGGACAGGUUUUGGUGGGAGAAUAAAGGAGUUUUCACUCCUCGGCAGCGCAGUUCACUGGCUAAAAUCUCCUUGUCGCGAAUAAUAUGUGAUAACACCCACAUCUCUAAAGUGUCAAGAAAUAUCUUCCAGGCCAACAGCUAUCCUCACUCCUUUGUGAGCUGCAACCAGAUCCCAAAGCUGGACCUCAGAGCCUGGAAGUCAAAGAAGAUGGAGGAAAGUACAGAGUAAGGUAUAAACCUGAAGCAGCAGACAGUUCCUGCUUGAAAGCAGGUGAUAUAACUGGGCUAAGCUCAGGUUUUAGAGGUCUUUAAGUGUUUAAGCAAUGCAGUCUGCAUUACACAGAAAACUAGCUUACCAAAAUACUCCUGAGACUACCAUGAAAUGGCUGUUGACAUAUUAGGGCAGUC